GCAUGAAGGUAAAAAUAUGAAAAUGUUGAGCGUGUUAACAAAAAACUAAAAUUAAAAACUGUUAUCUUCACCAAAAAACCAAAAAACCUGCCAUUUCAAGACCAAACACAAGAAAAAGGAAGAAAAAAGUUCCCCAAAAAAGGGGGGAAAAAAUUGGUAGUGAGCGAGGGGAAAAGCUGGAGGUUAGAAAAAAUUGGUUUUGAUUGGAGAGAUAUGGAGAAGAAGCUUACUCUGCUUCAGACUGUUGCCACUGCUGGCGUCUUCUCUGCAAUUUCCUUCUGGUAUGGGUUCAUGUUUGGGAGGGAGUCCUCUCGUAAAGAGCUCUCACAGUUAAUCGAAGAUCUCCGAAACGGAAACCCCUCUUCCUCUUGCUCCGUUUCCAGUUCCCAAUCUUGAAAUGAAAUGGUUUCUCUCGUUUCCUUCACGCCAUCAUCACCAUGUGUUUGUGUAAUUUACUCUGUUACUUCAUUCCUUGUUUCUAUAUAGUCUCUGCAAUCAAAUGGGACAUAUUUUCUAUAUACUUCACCGUGCCGUUGGACACUCAUAACGUGUUUGCACUAAUCUGUUUUGUUUUGUUCGAAAUCCACAUUGGUCCCUUCCCCUAACAGUUUUGUAACUACAGUUGGUUGUAUAAUUUUCUUAUCAAAUUUUAUUUUUCUGCAAGUAA
Arachis duranensis is the source of this 667-nucleotide messenger RNA. RefSeq lists its product as uncharacterized. NCBI's taxonomy places the organism in Eukaryota, Viridiplantae, Streptophyta, Magnoliopsida, Fabales, Fabaceae. Bases 214 to 396 code for a protein of 60 amino acids. The record is from RefSeq and is a predicted model, not a curated record. The transcript is spliced from 2 exons.